Molecule: messenger RNA, 3129 nt
Organism: Ostrea edulis (European flat oyster)
Lineage: Eukaryota; Metazoa; Mollusca; Bivalvia; Ostreida; Ostreidae
Product: dynein regulatory complex protein 10-like
Exons: 5
Coding region: 335-1828 (497 amino acids)
Molecular function (GO): protein binding
Source: RefSeq, a predicted model, not a curated record
GGGUGUUCCGAAUUAAAAGUAGUACGUUUAUAUUCAUUCGCAGUCACGUUCUACAAAAUAAAUUAUCAUUCCAAUUACACAGAAGGAUGUUUACUUAGUAAACUAGAUAUUAUUGAAACUAAUUUUAAAGUUGAAAAAAUUGAAAACUAUUAAAAACUAUAAUUAAUUUGUUUUAAAAUCCAUGGCAAACGACAUAGAACUAUUUGUUGCUAGUGUAAGAAACAACAACACCAUAUGAGUGAUUUGACUUGACAAGAUGGAAGGAUAUUUUUGUUAAAUUUUGAAAGUUAACCUUUUGUGUGAUUUGGCAAAAGAUAUUGUAAUUUGAGGAAAUAUGGCGACGGGACAAGUGUCGCGUGUCAUCACGGAGGGUAUUCCAGCUGAACCAACCCUAAACCUGAAGCUCCACAUGCCUCAACCACCGAACAGUAAGUUUGGUGGUCCCCCAAAUAAAAUCAGGAAUAAAUUGCGACUCGAUCCGUCAAGAGCAUUAGAACCGACACGAAAAAAGAUUGCAACUAUUGAGGCUCAGCGUGUAAUGUCUGUGUUUGAGGAUACAAUAAGUAAAGCCGAGAUUGUCACCAUCCUACCAUACAUUUUGGAGAAUAAAGAAAGAUUUCGGGUCAGCCUCGGUGCCGAACUGUCUCUGUUACUAGACAUUCAUAAAAAUACUGUAGAUAGCUAUGAAGAAAUCAAGGAACAACUGGAUAUUCAGUUGCGUCAAAGACGUAUCCGCACUGCUAGUACAGAGAAGAGUGAAGGAUAUGGUGGACAUGGAAUGGAGGACGCAGGUGAAGUUGGGGAAACACCCACUGAAAGUCCAGUUCCUGAAGCAGAAGCUAGGGAUUACUCGAGGAGAGGCAGUAUGGCAAGUGUCCAGUCUGCCAGAUCGGUCCAAUCUGUAGAGAGUUAUGAUAGCCAGACAGAGAGAACGAUGAGGAGUCUCAGUCUCGUGGCACAACAGCUGAGCAGUUCCUGCAAAAACAUCCUCCGAGCAUUCCUGGCCAAUCCCAAUGCGCUUAGCAUGAUAAAAAAUCAGGCAAGACGAUCUGAUAAUAGUAACGUGUUAAUCAAGGACAUGUGUGACCUCCGUGAUAUCCUCCUGAACAAACUGCUGACCACUCCAGAAGAAGAGAGAGAGAGAAUGCAGUACAUCCAGGAAGUCUCUAAACGGGAACGACAGAACGCCACAGUCAUUGAGGACCUAGAACAGAAACUCAAGGCUGCUAUGGAUGAAAAAGAUGAAGAAAUUAAGAAGAAGAACUCUGUUAUCAGGAAGCUUCAGGCAGACCUCCGGCAGAUUGAGAAGUUUUCUGACGAGAACAACAAAAGGGUAACCAAUGAAGCAGAGAAACAAGAACAAGCGGAUCUGAAGAACAGCGAAGGCAAAAAACAACGUUUAAUGACGGAACUUAACCAGCUGAAAACUCAACUUCAGAAUGCUGUUAUGGAGCACAGAGAAAAUGAGCAGGAACUCAGAAGAAAAAAGUUCCGGGUUGAAUCCCAGGUGGAGAACUGGAUUCAGAAGUACGACACAGACAUGAAUGAGAGACAGAACGAGUACGAAGAAAUCGACCUGGUCUACACAGAAGAAAAGAAACAACUUCACGAGCUCGAGGAACGCUUCAAAACUCUGGAGGCCGAGUACCAGCAAAUCAUGGAGGAACGGCGAGUAUCGCGUGAAAAACGCGAGGCUGCGGAACGAGAGAUGGCUCUCAUGGUUAAAGCCGCCACUACGAUUCAGGCCUUCUGGCGGUCAUUCAAAGUUCGCAAAGCGCUCAAGGCACGCAAGAAGAAAGGAGGCGGGAAGAAGAAAAACUCAGCGUAAUGACCUCCCAGUUUCUGGUGUACACAAUAAGCAUUUCCUGUACAGUGUACGUAAUUCUCGGCGUGCUGGACAGUUUCAAACGAGUGCUGGUGUGGUAUUCAGAUGUAUAUAUAUAUAUAAUGCACACUAUUAAUUAAUUCCGUCCAAUCAAAAUUACUCUGUUACAGAUUUAUUGACUUUUGUUACUGUCUAUAUGAUAUGAAAUAAAUUUCGUUCAUGCCGUUAUGCAUUAUAUUAUGUGUUUAUUACUCCAUUGAGAGACGUCAUAAUGUUCAUGACACAUACAUGUAGAACAUGAUUAUAGUGAACUUUCGAGGACAGCAAAAAACAGUUCAUUAUAAUUCAUUAUACAGUAAAGCACGGUUAUAGUCCACCUUCAGAGCCAGUGAAAAACAGUUCAUUAUAACCCGACUUCAUUAUACAGUAAAACAUGGUUAUAGUGAACCUCCAGGACCAGCGAAAAACAGUUCAUUAAAACCAAACUUCAUUAUACAGUAAAACAUGGUUAUAGCGAUCAUCCUGGGCAAGCAUAACACAUUCAAUAUAACCAAACUUAUAUUCAAUAUAUGACCAAAAUAUUCAAUACAAUGUUUGUUGUUUUACUCUCGUAGGAGAAUAAAUAUCACUUAGAAAUAAGCGGGAAUUCAUUGUAAGCAUGUUGUACUGUGUAUAAAAAUAUAUAUAUAUGGAUAUAUUUAUACAUUGAGUAUUUAUGCAUGUUUCAAGGUUACAUGCACUGGUUUCAACCUGUCUCUUUUUAAUUUUAAAACUCUGUCCGAUUCCAUCUUUGGGGUAAAAUACUAGUGUAUGCAUAACUGAAAUAGUUUGGUUGUAAAUGUGUUGUAUUUAUAGAGCCAAGAUUUACAAAACAAUAGCACAGUAUGAUUCCAUAUAUCACAAAAAUAUUAAAAAACAAAAUAUUCUAUCAAAAUUACAAAUAAUUAUAUCUUUAUGUAUCAGAGAUAAUAAUUUCCCUUUAUAUGGAAUUAAAAUCUUAGUUCAUACCUGAUGUAUAACAUAAUGCUUAGAGUUGGCCAUCUUUUGCCCUGUGAUUAGAACCUCCAAGAAGUUAACAUUAAUUAAAAUUCACAUUGUACUGCUACGAAUAAAUUUGUAAGGAUAAGAAUAGAAUACGAAACUUGCAGAAUACGAAACUAACUCACUGAUUAUGAAACUGCAUGUACUUAAAACCAUUUUAAGACAUGUAUCUAUCUCUUUGAAAAAAAUAAAUGUGUAUACAAUUGCUUCUGCUGGUGCACACUUAAAAGGAAGCACCCAGGUACUGUUCAUGACUUCCCAGC